This is a messenger RNA of Toxotes jaculatrix (banded archerfish), 1200 nucleotides long. Its product is annotated as beta-1,3-galactosyltransferase 9. Gene Ontology annotation, cellular component: membrane. Gene Ontology annotation, molecular function: hexosyltransferase activity. Lineage: Eukaryota; Metazoa; Chordata; Actinopteri; Toxotidae. The transcript has 2 exons. Bases 1 to 1125 code for a protein of 374 amino acids. The record is from RefSeq and is a predicted model, not a curated record.
AUGGCGACUUACCGCCACCUGCUGGACAGAUGCUCUCUGUGCAAGCUGCGUACCCACCAGUGGUGUUUCCUCCUCUUCAACGUGCUACUCUUCCAUGCCUUGCUGUUUGGGGCUGAUUUUGUUGAGGAGUACCUCUUGCAGCCCACGCCUGCUGUUUACACCGAUGGCACGGUUAUUGACGUAAGGGAGAAGGCGAGGAAACUAGAUCUGAGCAACGCCAGGGAGAACGUGUCCCAGGCCUACCCCAUCACUAACCCUGAUGCCUGCAGGAAUUCUGACCUCUUCCUCCUCACACUAGUUUUCAGCUCCCCAGCUAACAUCACGCAAAGAGAUGCCAUCAGGAGGACGUGGGCCAACCAAACUCUCAUCCAAGGCUUCCCAGUGAGGGUACUGUUCUUCUUAGGUUCAACUCAGACUUCUGCUGCACAGGAGACCCUUAUGAGAGAGUCUGACCGAUAUGGGGACAUAGUCCAGGGUCAUGCUGUGGCUGACUCGUCUCUCCGUGGCCCAAUAGAGAGGACUGUGCUGGCACUCCGCUGGGUGAUCACUUUCUGCCCUCUGGCACGCUUUGUUCUGCUAACCAAGGACUCCGUGUUUGUCAACCUCCCUGCCAUUGGAGGCUACCUACUCGGGCUACACAGGCACCCUGAGGACCUUUAUCUAGGUAGGGUGAUCCAGAGAGACUCACCUGAUAGAGACCCCAAUAGUCCUGGCUACCUGCCCCCAGUUCUCUACCCUGACAAGUACCUCCCCGAAUACUGUGAUGGGACGGCUUAUGUUCUGUCCCAAGACGUGAUCCGGAAAGUGUACAUAGCAUCUGCAGCAGUCCAUGCACCCGUGAAAGCUGAUGUGUUUGUGGGCCUUUGUUCUCAGAAGGCUGGUGUGGCACCAACCCACAGUGCCAGGUUCUCUGGAGAAAAACACAUCCGCUACAACGCCUGCUGCUACCGCUAUCUGUUCAGUUCAGCAGGAAUGAGGAGCGAUGAACUAGAAACAGUGUGGGCAGACCUCGGACAGAAAGGUGGAAGGUGCUCACUGUUACAGACCUACUAUGGCCUGGUGACUUGCAAGGCCCUCACAUACCUGGAUAAACUGUCUUUCUUCAACUCCCAGGGAGAAGAUUAAUUGCAUGGUUGGCAGAGAGCGAGAGACCAGUUUGUGUUUGUUCUUGUGAAUGAAAGAGGACUGAAAGAAGCAAAG